Molecule: messenger RNA, 645 nt
Organism: Arabis nemorensis
Lineage: Eukaryota; Viridiplantae; Streptophyta; Magnoliopsida; Brassicales; Brassicaceae
Source: the annotation of a GenBank genome assembly
AUGGCGAAAAGAUCUGAUACUACUUCUCCCGCGACAGACGGAACUGAUGGUGGUGGUGUCGAACCUCCGAGAUCUGAUCAACCCGGAGAUCUCACCGGUGCUGCAGCCGUGACAGGUUCUCAGAAACGUGGCCGUGGUCGACCUCCGAAGGCUAAAUCCGGCGAUUCUAACCAAAACGGCGGCGUUUCUGCUCAGCCGAUUAGGAAAAGUGGUCGUCCGAAAAAAGCUGGAGCUUCUGAAGCAUCUGCUUCCACUGCGUCUGCACCGGCUGCUGUGAAGAAGAACCCUGGUAGGCCAAAGAGGUCAAACACUGCGACUCAGGCUGCGUCUACUACUGUAGAUGGUUCAAGGAAGCGAGGAAGGCCAAAGAAAGAUGAUGCGACGGUUGCUGCGACUGUGGCUCCAGCUGCGAAGCGUGGAAGGAAAUCUAACACUGGAGAAGUUGCCAAGAAGACUGUGGGCAGAACAAGGAAGGUCACUUCACUGGCAACGGAAGCUACUACUACUGGACAGGGAACUGCAAACGCCAGAGAGCUCAAGAAGAAAGCCGCACUCUUGAAAAAGAAAGUGAAGGAAGCAGCAGAUAAGUUGAACAUAGCGGUUGCAGCGAUCAAGGAGGUGCAAGGUUUAGUGGCUGAGAUGUAA